Molecule: messenger RNA, 2029 nt
Organism: Gavialis gangeticus (Gharial)
Lineage: Eukaryota; Metazoa; Chordata; Crocodylia; Gavialidae
Gene: ZNF513
Product: zinc finger protein 513
Exons: 3
Coding region: 132-1499 (455 amino acids)
Biological process (GO): negative regulation of transcription by RNA polymerase II; regulation of cytokine production; regulation of immune system process
Cellular component (GO): nucleus
Molecular function (GO): RNA polymerase II cis-regulatory region sequence-specific DNA binding; DNA-binding transcription factor activity, RNA polymerase II-specific
Source: RefSeq, a predicted model, not a curated record
GACGCCGCCCUGCCCCGCGCGCAGUGGACGCCGAGGACGCGCUGGAGGAGGCGGCGGGCGCGGGCCUGGUGCUGCAGAGCGACCUGCUGCUGGGCCAGGACCUGGAGUUCGACGACAGCAACGACCGCAUCAUGGGCUUCGAGAAGGACUCGGAAGCAGACUCGCUAGUGGGGAAGAUUGCCAUGCCAGCCUACUCACUAAGUGACGACGAUUAUUCCUCGGGCUACCAGCCACUGAGCGUGGAGAGUGAUGCUGAGGAGGGCGAUGUGGAUGGGGGGCCACCAGGCACCGGCCUGGGGCAGAGCUGCCUGCAGUGUGCAGCAGGCACGGACGCGGCAGUGGGCCGGGGCCAGCGUGUGGUGUACUCCUGCCAGCUCUGCCCCUUUGCCUCACACUACUCAAGCCACCUGAAGCGCCACAUGAAGACGCACAACGGGGAGAAGCCGUUCCAGUGCCCGCAGUGCGACUACGCUUCAGCCCAGCUGGUGAACCUGACGCGGCACCUGCGCACACACACGGGCGAGAAGCCCUACCACUGCGGGGGCUGCGGCUUCACCUGCAGCAGCCUGGGCAACCUCAAGCGCCAUGAGCGCAUCCACAGCCAAGACAAGCCCUUCCGCUGCGGCGCCUGCACCUACCGCUGCAACCAGAGCCGGAAUCUCAAGAGACACAUGCUCAGCCACCGCCCACCCGAGGGGGCAACACGCCCACACAACCAGCCCCAAGGCACUACUGUGCUUGGUCCUGCAGAGCCGCUGCUGCCGGAGCUGAGCCUGCAUGGGGCGGGCGCGGGUGCCCCCUUCCUGCCCGGCUGCGCCCGGCUGCGGGGGGCCGAGGCGGGCACGCUGCCUGAGCUGCUCUUCCCCUUCACGUGUCGGGCCUGCGGGCUGGUGCUGGACGACGGGCUGGCACCGGAUGAGGGGCUAGCUGAGCCGACCUGUGCCCGCUGCAGCCUGGCAGCACUGGAUGCUGAGCCAGGCACUGGCCCCCGCCCUGGCACGGCCAAGGGUUUCGCCUGCAGCCUGUGCCCCUUCGUGACCCACUACCCCAACCACCUGGCACGGCACAUGAAGACGCACAGUGGGGAGAAGCCGUUUGCCUGCCCGCUCUGCCCCUAUGCCUCGGCCCACCUGGACAACCUCAAGCGGCACCAGCGCGUGCACACGGGCGAGAAGCCCUACAAGUGUGCACUGUGCGACUACGCCUGCGGCAACCUGGCCAACCUCAAGCGCCAUGGCCGCAUCCAUUCUGGGGACAAGCCCUUCCGCUGCGGCCUCUGCAGCUACAGCUGCAACCAGAGCAUGAACCUCAAGCGCCACAUGCUGCGUCACACGGGAGAGAAGCCCUUCCAGUGCCGUGACUGCCCCUACACCACUGGCCACUGGGACAACUACAAGCGCCACCAGAAGAUCCACGGCCACACUGCCGACGCCUGGGUCAACCCCCGCAGCACGAAGGCCCUGCUCACCCCGCCACCUGCUGGUGCCCCCCUGCCCUAGGGCGGCCUGCAGCCAGGCCAGGCACUGCCACACGGCCACCCUGGGAACUCUGCUGCCUGCUGGGGCCAAGGCAGUCUGGGUCUGGCCCAGCCUGGUGGGAGCAGUGAGGGCCAGCCCUCCCCUGGGGACACUUGCUCUGGGACCAGGCCAGAAGGACAGACAGAGCUGAGCUGCGAGGCCUCAGGUUGGAGGGGGGCUCUGUGGACUGAGCAGGACCCAGUCACGUAGCAGGCCCUGCCCCGCAGCCCCUCCCUGGUGGGGGGAGAGUGGGAGCAGGUCCUGUCACCACCAAUCCCCUGCCAUCCCUUCAGGGCCUAAGGCCAAGGACAUGGGGCUCACACCCCUGCUUGCCCCCCACCAGGGAAACUCUCAUCUGGAGGUAGUGGCUGCAGCUCAGGGUGGCCACGGGCCUCAUGGGACAGGUCUGAUCUCCCUCUCCCAGCUGGCACUUGCACCUGAGCUGCGGUUGCCACUUGAUUCUUGUGUAAUUUAUAUUGUGUUAUGAAAGCAUUAAAGUCAGUUUCGUUACC